Molecule: messenger RNA, 1731 nt
Organism: Striga hermonthica
Lineage: Eukaryota; Viridiplantae; Streptophyta; Magnoliopsida; Lamiales; Orobanchaceae
Source: the annotation of a GenBank genome assembly
AUGCGUCUGUGUCAGAGCAUGAUUAAUUACUUCCCUGAGGAAGUAUUGGAGCACGUCUUCGAUUUCCUUACUUCUCAUGAGGACCGAAAUGCGGUUUCCCUGGUGUGCAAGUCGUGGUACAGUGUGGAAAGGUUCAGCAGGGAGAAGGUCUUUAUUGGCAACUGCUAUGCCAUCAGCCCCAAGCGGUUGAUUGCGAGGUUCCCUAGGCUCAGGUCGUUGACCCUCAAGGGGAAACCCCAUUUUGCCGAUUUCAAUCUGGUGCCCCAAGAUUGGGGCGGUUAUGUGUACCCCUGGAUUGAUGCCAUGGCCAGGAGCGGAAUACAUCUGGAGGAGCUGAGAUUGAAGAGGAUGGUGGUGUCUGACGAGAGCCUCGAGCUGCUUGCGAGGUCUUUCCCCAAUUUCAAGUCUUUGGUGUUGGUCAGCUGUGAGGGGUUCACAACCGAUGGUCUUGCUGCCAUAGUAUCCAGUUGCAGGUUUCUCAGGGAGCUCGACUUGCAGGAAAAUGAAGUAGAUGACCGCAAGGGCCUAUGGCUCAGCUGUUUCCCCGAGACUUCCACCUCUCUUGUCUCAUUGAAUUUCGCAUGCCUCAAGGGAGAAGUCAAUGUGGCGGCCCUUGAGAGGCUGGUGUCGAGAUGCCCUAACCUCAGAAGCCUGAGGCUAAACCACAUGGUCCCACUGGAUGCUCUCCAGAGAAUACUAGUGAACGCACCUCAGCUGAACGACUUAGGGACGGGUUCUUUCGUUCACGAUCCCGAUUCAGAUGUUUGCAACAAGCUCCAAAAUGUCCUCCGGAAGUACGCAUCCAUCAGAAGCCUUUCCGGAUUUCUGGAUGUCAACCCUCGCUGCCUGCCUUCUAUAUACCCAAUCUGCAUGGACCUGACUUCCCUGAACUUGAGCUAUGCGCUGGGAAUAUUCAGCAAUGAGCUAAUAAAACUAGUCUGCUACUGCAAGAAUUUAGAGCGCCUAUGGAUUCUGGAUACGAUCGGGGACAAAGGGCUAGAUAUUGUGGGGUCCACAUGCAAAGAACUUCAGGAGCUAAGAGUUUUCCCAUCCGACCAGUAUGAAUACGGCGUGACUGAAGAAGGGCUGGUCGCAAUCUCAUCCGGCUGCCCGAAGCUCAACUCGCUACUCUACUUCUGCCAGCAGAUGACCAACGCUGCCCUUACUACAGUGGCCAAGAACUGCCCGAACUUCAUCCGCUUCCGUCUCUGCACACUCAACCCAACCGUGCCAGACGCUACCAACGGCCUCCCGCUAGAUGAGGGCUUCGGUGAAGUCGUUCGCACGUGCCGGGGACUGAGGCGGCUCUCGGUCUCGGGUCUGCUGACCGACCGGGUGUUCUUUUACAUAGGGAAGCACGCCAAGAAUCUGGAGAUGCUGUCGGUAGCGUUUGCAGGGAACAGCGACAAGGGGAUGAUGUACGUGCUCAGUGGGUGUAGGAAGUUGAGGAAGCUCGAGAUUAGGGACAGCCCGUUUGGGGAUGGUGCGCUGCUGGCGGACGUGGGGAAAUACGAGACAAUGCGAUCCCUUUGGAUGUCGUCGUGUGAGGUGACGCUAGGGGCGUGCAGGGAGCUGGCUGGGAGGAUGCCGGGGCUCAACGUGGAGAUCAUCGACGAAUGUGGGGCACACGAUGGGGAGGAGGGUGGUGGUGCAAAGGUGGAGAAGAUGUACUUGUACAGGACGCUGGUGGGCCCACGUGGGGAUGCACCGGAGUUUGUGCGGACGCUGUAG